This is a messenger RNA of Henningerozyma blattae CBS 6284, 1662 nucleotides long. RefSeq names its product purine-cytosine permease (gene FCY2). The transcript has a single exon. Gene Ontology annotation, molecular function: nucleobase transmembrane transporter activity. Gene Ontology annotation, biological process: cytosine transport; transmembrane transport. Bases 1 to 1662 code for a protein of 553 amino acids. Gene Ontology annotation, cellular component: fungal-type vacuole membrane; plasma membrane. NCBI's taxonomy places the organism in Eukaryota, Fungi, Ascomycota, Saccharomycetes, Saccharomycetales, Saccharomycetaceae. The record is from RefSeq and is a predicted model, not a curated record.
AUGAUCAACUAUGAAAGUUCCAGAGAUUUAAUGGGUCUUAAUAAUGAAGGCAAAUCCGUUCAUGAUCAUCAUGAUCGUACUGAAAUGCAAAUCCUUACUAAUAACACUUCCAGUGACUUGAUUGACGAUGAUAUUGAUUUAGAGAAAAAAAAUGAAAUAACAUCUACAUAUUCAUUAGAUGACGAAUAUAACGACAACAAAUAUAUUGUGGAAUCUUCAUCUGAAAUAAAACUAGGUUGGUUUACCAGGUUUAUCACAGCAUUGGAUGCAGAAGCAAAAGGUAUUGAACCAAUUACUGAUGAAGAAAAAACUGAUGACUCUGUUAUCAAUGCUGCCUCCAUGUGGUUUUCUGCUAAUAUGGUUAUUGCAGGUUAUGCCUUGGGUGUCUUGGGUCCAAUGGUUUUCGGUUUGAAUUUUGGGACUUCUGUUUUAGUUAUCAUCUUCUUUAAUAUCUUGGGUUUAUUAUCAGUGGCUUUUUUUUCUGUAUUUGGUGCAGAAUUUGGUUUAAGACAAAUGAUUCUAUCUCGUUUCUUAAUUGGUAAUGUCACUUCAAGAAUCUUUGCUGUUAUUAACGUUGUCGCAUGCAUUGGUUGGUGUGUGGUUAAUACUGUUGCAUCUGCUCAAUUGUUACAUAUCGUUAACCCUGGUCCACAUGCUUGCCCUCCCUGGGCAGGUUGUUUAUUAAUUAUUAGUUUAACUUUAUGCAUUUCAUUUUUCGGGUACAAAAUUAUUCAUGCUUAUGAAAAAUGGUCAUGGGUACCAAACUUUGUCGUUUUCUUAGUUAUUAUUGCUAGAUUGAAGAUUGCAGGAACUUUCACUAAUGGUGAAUGGACCUCCGGGCCUACUACUGCAGGUGCUGUCUUAUCGUUUGGUUCUUCAGUUUUCGGAUUCGCUGCUGGUUAUACCACUUUUGCUGCAGAUUAUACUGUUUACAUGCCAAGAACUACCAACAAAUACCAAAUUUUCUUCUAUUUGGUUGCUGGUUUAUCUUUCCCAUUAUUUUUUUGUAUGAUCUUGGGUGCAGCAAGUGCCAUGGGUACAAAGACUAAUGAGAAUUGGUUACAAAUGUACCGUGAUCAUUCUGUUGGUGGGUUAGUCUCUGCUAUCUUAGUUGACAAUUCAUUACAUGGGUUUGGUUCCUUCUGUUGUGUUUUAUUGGCUCUUUCUACUGUUUCUAAUAAUAUUCCAAAUAUGUAUACCAUUGGUCUUUCCGUACAAGCUAUUUGGGAACCAUUAGCAAAAGUCCCUAGAGUCGUAUGGACCGUUCUUGGUAGUGGUAUUUCCAUCGGUAUUUCCAUUCCAGCUUAUUAUUCUUUCGAUAGUGUCAUGACUUCCUUUAUGGAUUCCAUUGGUUACUAUUUAUCCAUUUAUAUUGCAAUUGCCUUAUCCGAACAUUUCAUAUACAGACGUGGUUUCAAAGGUUAUAACAUUGAAGAUUGGAAUAAUUCUAAAAAAUUACCAAUCGGUAUUGCAGGAACUGUUGCCUUAAUUGUUGGUGCCUUUGGUGUAGCUUUGGGAAUGUGUCAAAGUUAUUGGAAGGGUGAGAUUGGUAGAUUGAUUGGUAACAAUGGUGGUGAUAUUGGGUUCGAAUUAGGGGCCGGUUGGGCUUUCGUUGCUUACAACAUUGUUAGACCAAUAGAAAUCAAAUAUUAUGGCCGUUAA